GUGUUUUUUAAACUCCAUGUGUGAGCCAAUAGAAUUGCUCUGUCUUGUUAGUAACUGGUUGCUAAGGUGGCCUGUGUACACACCAGUCACAGAAAGAUAUUUUACAUUUACAAGGAAUUAUUUAUUUCUUAGAUAUGGCAAGGCUAAUCACAGCCCCAACACGCUUUACACAUGAAGACUGGACACGAUCAAACCUGACCAAGUAUGCUAAUGCUGAUGUGGAGAGGCAGCAAGCAGAACGUCUCAUUAAGGAGUCAGAUAGACUCAAAGAUGAGACAGCAAAAAAAACUGAGAAAACCCAGCGCGAUGUCAACAAAAAAUUAGAACAGCGAUUGGCAGAUAUUCGUUACUGGAAAAAGGAGCUUGACGAUAAACUUGAUGGACUAGUUAAAGAAAUUGAAAACUUAGUGGCUUUUAAGCAGAGGGUUGAUAAAGCUCUUCAAGCAACUGAGGAACCUUUGCAUAUAGCCAGAAUGUGUCUUGCCAAUAGAGAAAAGCGUGUUGGUAUUGACCUAGUCCAUGAUGAUGUACAAAAGGAAUUGUUAAAAGAAAUUGAAACAAUUGAAGGUGUUCAAAGUCUGCUGAAGAGAACCCUGGAACAAGCCACAGAGCAACUCAGAUUAAAUCGUAAAGCUAAAUAUCAGCUGGAGAAAGAUUUAAAAGACAAAUUUGGGGCACAAACUAUAGAUGAAUAUUGUGAGAACCUUCGCAAUAAUUCUCAACAAAUUCAUUUCAAUGAUUCUGUUGCUGUUAUUGAGCCAAAUUCUGUAGCUCCUGAGCAGUGGGUUGACUUCUCCAAUGAUAACAUCAACUAUGCUGAGAGGGAAAGGAUGAAUUCUGUUGACUUGAGGUCUAGCAUUGAUGGACUCUUACAGCAGACAAGCAAUGACAUGCUCAAACAGGUGGACAAUACUAAUGUGGCAUUUGCCAAUAGAAUCUGGGAGUGCAAAGAUGCUAAAGGCAAGCUGGAAGAUAACCUUAACAAGGUUAUUUCACAAAUUAAAGAGCAAGAAGAAAACAUUGCAACACUUGAGAUGGCUAUCAAAGCAAAGGAAGCUCCAAUGAAAGUAGCACAAACACGACUGGAGACCAGGCAACACAGACCUAAUGUUGAGCUGUGUCGGGAUGCAGCACAGUACAAGCUGAUUGAGGAAGUCCAUGAGAUCAGCGACUCUGUGGCACAGCUGCAGGCACGACUGCGUGAUGCCAACAGCUCCCUCAAGGGUCUUGUCCGAAACCAGCUGGAGCUUGAGGAAGACAUUGCAAUUAAGGCUAACACUCUGUUCAUUGAUGAAGUGGAGUGUAUGGGCAUGAGAAAAAGUAUCAACAUUCAGACCUUUUAAAGGGCUUGUUUGAGUACUUGUGACUGGUAAUGUUAACAUUCAAAACAUGCCUGCAACAUACUAAUCUAUGAUUAUCAAUAUUAGUUUGCAAUAAAUCUGCUCUAAACCAAAUUGUUGCCAUACAAAAAAAAAAUAGCUAUUAAAUAAAAAAAAAACCUGAAGUUCCUCAGUUGAAAUAUUUCAAGAAAAUGCUACAGUAUUGUAUAGUUCUUUUAAAAUUUAUAAUUAAAUUCAUAACCUAUAUAGAACAAGAAACAAUGAAAUGUACAAAUAAAUUGUACAAAUGUUUAGUUCAAGUAAAGAUUAAGCUUUGUACAGCUUUUUUUAUUUUUUAGAAUAGAAUGGUUUCUAUUAGAAAUAAUAACAAAUGUUUAAAAGGAUUAUUUCUCUUAUGUAAAGAUCAAUGUUUUGGUUGCAUGUAAUACAUGCAAAUGUCAUCACAUCACAUACAGAAUUGUAUGAUUCUAUAUUUUGCUUUCACUAUUAGUUCACUUAUUCCUUUAAAUUAAAAGAGAAAAUAGAAAGAAAAUAGGUCCAUUAUAUUCUAAUUGUUGUAAAAAAAACAACAAACAAAACAAAUUUUGUUGAUAUAUACAGAAAUAAAAGAUAUAGUAAUGUUUGAUUUUGUUUGAACUUGUUUAUCAUGUCAUUUUGAUGUUCUUCAAACUGACCUCCAUGCUAGGUUACUAUUGGUUAUAUUUCAGCUCACUUCUGUGAUAAUAACUGUGAAUGAAUUUAAAAAAGAAUAUAUAACUAUCUUUUUUUUCUUUUGCAAGAUUAAUGUUUUUGUUUUUUUCAGUUGUUAUAAUAUUGUUUAAUUGUAAAUUGUACAGUUGCUAUAUCAUUCAAAACAUUUUUUGUUUAUAUUAAUUUCUUUUUAAAAGUUGUUAUUAUAUUGCGUUAUCUUUUUCAUACAUAUUUAAAUUAUCAAAGUUUUAGGUGCCCAUAUGUAGGCUUGAAUAAUUUUUUAAACAAAAAAGAAAAUUAUUUUGAAAAUUUACAAUAGACAAGCCAAUAUAAAAAUUAUUUUGAAACUUUUUACACUAAAGUAUCUUGUUUUCUGAUGCUCUUUAAUCUAGUUGCUUGUUAAAUUGACUAAAUCUUCUUUUCUAAUAAUAAAUAAACUAUGGAGAAUUUUGAAAACCAACAUUAACUUUUCAGUCUAAUUAAAAUGCUAUUCAUCACUAGUGGUUUCCAUACUUUUAUAUGGUUGCUAAAGCUGGUGAUUCAACUGGAAGUGCUCCAAAAAAUUGUGAGUAGAAAAACUUAAAACUUGCAGCAAGUCCAUAAUUAGGCAAUCAAAGAAAAAGGUGUAUAGAUGGAUCAGAGCAGUGAUGGGUAAACUAGGGCCCAUGGGCCAACUCUGCUCCUCCUCAUUUUUUGUAAUAAUAGUCUAAAAUAACAAUUCCACUCACAAUGUAAAAAGUUUUUAUUACAAGUUGAAACACUGAAGUAAUAAUAUUCUGAAAUUUAGCUUCUAAAUAUGUUCACCUCUGGUUGUGUAGGCUGAAUCAAAAUGUAUCUACACAAGUGCAGGGAACAAAGUUUCGGGGUACAUUAAAUGGUAUUUAAACAAGCGA
This is a messenger RNA of Biomphalaria glabrata, 2923 nucleotides long. RefSeq names its product tektin-1-like. The record is from RefSeq and is a predicted model, not a curated record. The transcript is spliced from 7 exons. Gene Ontology annotation, cellular component: microtubule cytoskeleton; nucleus. Gene Ontology annotation, biological process: cilium movement involved in cell motility; cilium assembly. Bases 135 to 1343 code for a protein of 402 amino acids. NCBI's taxonomy places the organism in Eukaryota, Metazoa, Mollusca, Gastropoda, Planorbidae.